AUGUGGGCCGCGCUGUGGAGCUGGGUUCUCCUGGGGCUCACAGGAGUGCCGCAGGCAUAUGCUGCUGUCCCAUUUAAAGUCAUUGUAUAUCCAUGUCCAGAAUAUACCUUCAUGGUGCGAUUGGUGGAUGAAAACACACACACACACAUCUGCUCAGGAGUCCUUGUUGCUGGAGACAUGGUGGUGACCACUGCAUCAUGUUUGAGAGGUCGCAGGUUUCCCCAUGUCACAGUUGGCAGUGGGUGUUGUCAUGAUGGCAGCCCUCCAGAGUUGAUGAAGAUUUGCCAGUCAAGAAUCCAUGAAAGCUUUUCUGGCAGUGCAGAAAAUGGUGGUGACAUCGCACUCUUAUUUCUUAAAAAAGCGCUGCAACAUGCAAAACCGAUCACAGGAAUGAGAUCCAUACUGGAAUGCCCCAGCGAUGCAUUGUCCAUGGUUGGAUGGCCUCGCCAAGGUGCAUCUCUAGCACCCUCUCGGUGCCAAGGAGUGUCUAUUGGUUUUAAAUACACCACUCGUUUUGAUUGUGAGAAAAGGCUGGGCGUGUUGCCUGGAGGAGUGGUGUGCGCCACGGAACGUCCGAACGUCAUCCCAUUCUGGGACCACGGCGCUGCUCUGCUGUGCGAUGAUCGAGAUCUGGUUGGCCUGCAAACAACUUUGGAAGGCUACAAGCACUUUGUGGCCCCACGAGCGUUUGUGCACAUGUGGGGAUUCAAAGAAUGGAUUGAGAAGAGGGGAAAUGAUAACUCCACCAAACAAUACAAUAGGGAAUGCUCACACACGGAAUUGUAA
Ostreobium quekettii is the source of this 786-nucleotide messenger RNA. Lineage: Eukaryota; Viridiplantae; Chlorophyta; Ulvophyceae; Bryopsidales; Ostreobiaceae. The record is from the annotation of a GenBank genome assembly.